AUGACCGAAAUCACAGCAGCCAACGGCUCCGGCCGGACCGUGCCUCAAGCUAACGGCAAGGCGACAUAUGCCGAGAAGCACAAAAUCGCCGACCAUUUCAUUGGAGGCAACAAGCUGGCCAACGCUCCGGCCUCCAAGGUUAAGGACUUUGUCGCCCAGCAAGAUGGCCACACUGUCAUCACCAACGUCCUUAUUGCCAACAACGGUAUCGCCGCCGUCAAGGAGAUCCGUUCCGUCCGGAAAUGGGCGUACGAGACCUUCGGUGACGAGAGAGCCAUUCAGUUCACUGUCAUGGCAACUCCCGAAGAUUUGGCAGCCAACGCUGAUUACAUUCGCAUGGCUGACCACUACGUCGAAGUCCCCGGUGGCACCAACAACCACAACUACGCCAACGUAGAUCUGAUUGUUGAUAUCGCUGAGCGCAUGAACGUCCACGCUGUUUGGGCCGGAUGGGGUCACGCAUCCGAGAACCCCAAGCUCCCCGAGUCCCUCGCCGCCUCCCCCAAGAAAAUCGUCUUCAUUGGACCCCCAGGAUCUGCCAUGCGAUCUCUUGGUGACAAGAUUUCCUCCACAAUCGUUGCACAGCACGCUGAGGUGCCUUGCAUCCCCUGGUCGGGAACAGGCGUCGCCGAGGUCGAGGUUGACAACAAGGGCAUUGUCACCGUCGCUGACGAUGUCUACGCCAAGGGCUGCGUCACCUCGUGGCAGGAGGGUCUCGAGAAGGCCAAGGAGAUUGGUUUCCCCGUCAUGAUCAAGGCCUCUGAAGGUGGUGGUGGCAAGGGUAUCCGUAAGGCUCUGUCCGAAGACGGCUUCGAGCAACUUUACAAGGCUGCCGCUAGCGAAAUUCCGGGUUCGCCCAUUUUCAUCAUGAAGUUGGCUGGCAACGCGAGACAUUUGGAGGUUCAGCUGCUUGCUGAUCAGUACGGCAACAACAUCUCCCUCUUCGGUAGAGAUUGUUCCGUCCAGCGUCGCCACCAAAAGAUUAUCGAGGAGGCUCCCGUUACCAUUGCCAAGGACAUCACCUUCAAGGCCAUGGAGGAGGCUGCCGUUCGGUUGGGUAGACUCGUCGGUUACGUCUCGGCUGGUACCGUCGAGUACCUUUACUCGCACGCCGAUGACAAGUUCUACUUCCUCGAGCUGAACCCCCGUCUCCAGGUCGAGCACCCUACAACUGAAAUGGUCAGCGGUGUCAACCUGCCCGCCGCUCAGCUCCAGAUUGCCAUGGGUAUUCCCCUGCACAGGAUCCGUGAUAUCCGUCUCUUGUACGGCGUUGACCCCAAGACGUCUACCGAGAUUGACUUCGAGUUCAAGCUCGAGGGUAGCGAGAAGACCCAGCGUCGUCCCAGACCCAAGGGCCACACCACCGCCUGCAGAAUCACCUCCGAGGACCCUGGUGAGGGUUUCAAGCCCUCCAACGGUGUCAUGCACGACCUGAACUUCAGGAGUAGUUCCAACGUCUGGGGUUACUUCUCCGUCAGUACUGCCUCCAGUAUCCACAGCUUCUCCGACUCUCAGUUCGGUCACAUUUUCGCCUAUGGCGAGAACCGUGCUGCCUCCAGGAAGCACAUGGUUGUUGCCCUGAAGGAACUGAGCAUUCGUGGUGACUUCAGGACGACGGUUGAGUACCUCAUCAAGCUUUUGGAGACUGAGGCCUUCGAGGACAACACCAUCACCACUGGCUGGCUCGACGAGCUCAUCACCAAGAAGCUCACCGCCGAGCGUCCUGACCCCAUGCUGGCUGUCGUUUGCGGUGCCGUCACCAAGGCCCAUCUUGCCAGUGAAGACUGCAUGACCGAGUACCGUACCAGCUUGGAGAAGGGCCAGGUCCCUUCCAAGGACAUCCUCAAGACCGUCUUCGCUAUUGACUUCAUCUACGAGGGUUUCCGCUACAAGUUCACUGCUACUCGUGCCAGCACUGACAGCUACCACCUCUUCAUCAACGGCUCCAAGUGCUCCGUCGGCGUUCGUGUCCUCAGUGACGGUGGUCUCCUGAUUCUGUUGGAUGGUCGCAGUCACAGCGUCUACUGGAAGGAGGAGGUCGGUGCCACCCGUCUGUCCGUUGACGGUAAGACCUGCUUGCUCGAGCAGGAGAACGACCCCACUCAGCUGCGCACCCCUUCCCCUGGUAAGCUCGUGAAGUACCUCGUCGAGAACGGCGAGCAUGUCAGAGCUGGCCAGAGCUUCGCUGAGGUUGAGGUCAUGAAGAUGUACAUGCCUCUCAUCGCUUCUGAAGAUGGUAUCGUGCAGCUCAUCAAGCAGCCGGGAGCCACCCUUGAGGCCGGUGACAUUCUGGGUAUCCUUGCUCUUGAUGACCCCAGCCGCGUCAAGCAGGCCCAGCCCUUCGUCGGCCAGCUCCCUACUUACGGUGAGCCGGUUGCCGUUGGUACCAAGCCCGCUCAGCGAUUCGCUGUCCUGCACAACACCCUCAAGAACAUCUUGAACGGUUACGACAACUCCGUCAUCAUGGCUGCUACCCUCAAGGAGCUGAUCGAGGUCCUGCGCAACCCCGAGCUUCCUUUCAGCGAGUGGAACGCUCAGUUCGCUGCUUUGCACAGCCGCAUGCCCCAAAAGCUCGACAGCCAGUUUUCGCAGAUCGUCGACCGCGCCAAGACCCGUCACGCAGACUUCCCUGCCAAGUCCCUGUCCAAGGCCUUCCAGAAGUUCCUCGACGACAACGUCGCCGACGGAGAUGCCGCCCAGCUCAAGGCUACCUUGGACCCUCUCACCGCCGUCCUCGACGCCUAUGCUGAGGGCCAGAAGGCUCACGAGCUUACUGUCAUCAAGGACCUUCUUGCAUCCUACAUUGAGAUUGAGAGUUUGUUCACCGGGCAAGGCGCUCAGGAAGACAGUGUCAUCCUGAAGUUGCGUGACCAGAACAAGGAUGACAUUCGCAAGGUUGUCCAGACCGUUCUGUCCCACAGCCGUGUUGGCGCCAAGAGCUCCCUCAUCUUGGCCAUCCUUGAGGAGUACCGCCCUAACAAGCCCAAUGUUGGAAACAUUGCCAAGUACCUCCGCCCUGCUCUGCAGCAGUUGACUGAGCUCCAGUCUUCUCGCACAACCUCCAAGGUGUCUCUCAAGGCUCGUGAGAUUAUGAUCCAGUGCUCUCUGCCAUCCCUCGAGGAGCGUACCUCCCAGAUGGAGCACAUUCUCCGCUCCUCUGUUGUUGAAUCCCGGUAUGGUGAGGCUGCUUGGGACCACCGUGAGCCUAGCCUGGACGUUAUUAAGGAGGUUGUCGACUCCAAGUACACCGUCUUUGACGUCCUGACUCUCUUCUUCGCCCACGAGGAUCCUUGGGUCUCCCUCGCCGCUCUUGAGGUCUAUGUUCGUCGCGCCUACCGUGCUUACAUCCUUAAGCAGAUUGAGUACCACUCUGACGAGACUGACACUCCUCUCUUCUGCACCUGGGAUUUCGCUCUCCGCAAGAUUGGCCAGAGUGAGUACGGCCUGCCUCUGCAGUCCGCCGCGCCUUCCUCCCCUGCUACUCCCAGCGGCGGUUCCUUCGACUUCAAGCGCAUCCACUCCAUCAGCGACAUGUCCUAUCUCAACCACAAGUGGGACUCCGAGCCUAACCGCAAGGGUGUCAUCGUCCCUGUCAAGUACCUUGACGACGCCGAGGACCUCCUCGCCAAGGCCCUUGAGACCCUCGCUGUGUCUGACAAGGCCAGGAAGCGCAGCACUCCCGGUCUCAUUCCGGACCUGAGCGGCAAGCGCAAGCCUGCUGCCCCCAAGGUUGACACCGACGAGCUUUCUGCUGUCAUCAACGUCGCCGUUCGUGACUCCGAGAGCAAGAGUGACCAGGAGAUUCUGUCUCGCAUUGUUCCCAUUGUCGAGCAGUUCAAGGAGGAGCUUCUGUCUCGCAACGUCCGUCGCAUCACGUUCAUCUGUGGUCGCAACGACGGAUCCUACCCUGGCUACUACACCUUCCGUGGCCCUGAGUACGUUGAGGAUGACAGCAUUCGUCACAGCGAGCCUGCUCUUGCCUUCCAGCUUGAGCUCGGCCGUCUUGCCAAGUUCCACAUCAAGCCUGUCUUCACAGAGAACAAGAACAUCCACGUUUACGAGGGUAUUGGCAAGGCUGUUGACGGUGACAAGCGCUACUUCACUCGUGCUGUUAUCCGACCUGGCCGUCUCCGUGAUGAGAUCCCUACUGCUGAGUACCUGAUCUCCGAAGCUGACCGUGUUAUCAACGACAUUUUCGACGCCCUCGAGAUCAUUGGCAACAACAACUCUGAUUUGAACCAGAUCUUCAUCAACUUCACUCCUGUGUUCCAGCUGCACCCCUCGGAGGUCGAGAGCAGCCUCCAGGGUUUCUUGGACCGCUUCGGUGCUCGUGCUUGGCGCCUUCGUGUUGCCCAGGUUGAGAUCCGCAUUAUUUGCACCGACCCCCAGACUGGUGUCCCCUACCCUCUGCGUGUCAUCAUCACCAACACCUCUGGCUACGUUGUUGAUGUCGACAUCUACGCUGAGCGUAAGUCCGAGAAGGGCGAGUGGGUCUUCAACAGCAUCGGCGGUACCAAGGAGAAGGGCCCCAUGCACUUGCUGCCCGUCUCGACCCCUUACGCCACCAAGAACCCUCUUCAGCCCAAGCGUUACAAGGCUCACUUGAUGGGUACCCAGUAUGUUUACGAUUUCCCUGAGCUUUUCCGCCAGGCUAUCCAGAACAGCUGGUCCCAGUCCGUCAAGAAGCACGGUGCCCUGGGAGGUCAGCAGCCCAAGACUGGCGACUGCAUCUCCUACACCGAGCUCGUGCUGGAUGACAAGGACAACCUGCAAGAGGUCAACCGCGAGCCUGGUACCAACACCUGCGGUAUGGUCGGCUGGAUCUUCAAUGCUAAGACUCCUGAGUACCCUAAGGGUCGCAAGUUCAUCGUCGUUGCCAACGAUAUCACCUACAUGAUUGGUAGCUUCGGUCCCAAGGAAGACAACUUCUUCUACAAGUGCACCGAGCUCGCCCGCAAGCUCGGCAUUCCUCGCAUCUACCUCUCUGCCAACUCUGGUGCUCGCCUUGGUGUCGCCAACGAGCUUAUGCCCUACUUCAAGGUUGCCUGGAACGACGCCAACAAGCAAGAUGCCGGCUUCAAGUACCUGUACCUCGAUGACGAGGCCAAGAAGCGCUUCCAGAAGGACGUCAUCACCGAGGAGGUCUCCGAGGACGGCGAGAAGCGCCACAAGAUCGUUACCAUUGUCGGUUCGGAGGACGGUCUCGGUGUCGAGUGCUUGAGAGGCUCUGGUCUUAUUGCCGGUGCCACCAGCAAGGCCUACAAUGACAUCUUCACCAUCACUUUGGUCACCUGCCGCUCUGUUGGUAUUGGUGCCUAUCUCGUCCGUCUCGGACAGCGUGCCGUCCAGAUUGAGGGUCAGCCUAUCAUCCUCACUGGUGCCCCUGCGUUGAACAACGUUCUUGGUCGUGAGAUCUACACUUCCAACCUUCAACUUGGUGGCACGCAGAUCAUGUACCGCAACGGUGUGUCCCACAUGACUGGUACCGACGACUUCGAUGGUGUCUCCAAGAUCGUUGAGUGGAUGUCCUUCAUCCCCGAGAAGCGUGGCAGCCCCAUCCCUGUCAGCCCCAGCGUUGACGCUUGGGACCGUGAUGUCGUCUACACACCUCCUCAGAAGCAGGCUUACGACGUGCGCUGGAUGAUUGGUGGCCGCACUGACGAGGACGGCGGCUUCGAGCCCGGUCUGUUUGACAAGGACUCCUUCGUCGAGACUCUCGGCGGCUGGGCCCGCACCGUCGUUGUUGGUCGCGCUCGCCUUGGUGGUAUCCCCAUGGGUGUCAUCGCGGUCGAGACCCGCUCCGUUGAGAACAUUACCCCUGCUGAUCCCGCCAACCCCGACUCCAUCGAGCAGGUCACCAACGAGGCUGGUGGUGUGUGGUACCCCAACUCCGCCUUCAAGACUGCUCAGGCCAUCAAUGACUUCAACAAUGGUGAGCAGCUGCCUCUCAUGAUCCUCGCCAACUGGAGAGGUUUCUCUGGUGGUCAGCGUGACAUGUACAAUGAGGUUCUCAAGUACGGUUCUUACAUCGUCGAUGCCCUCGUCAAGUUCGAGCAGCCCAUCUUUGUCUACAUUCCUCCCUUCGGUGAGCUCCGUGGUGGUUCCUGGGUCGUCGUCGACCCCACCAUCAACCCUACCGUUAUGGAAAUGUAUGCCGAUGUUGAUGCCCGCGGUGGUGUCCUCGAACCUGAGGGUAUCGUUGGUAUCAAGUACCGCAAGGACAAGCAGCUCGAGACCAUGGCUCGUUUGGACCCCGUCUAUGCCUCUCUUAAGAAGCAGAUGACCGCCGACCUGCCCAAGGAGCAGGCCGACGAGCUCAAGAAGAAGAUGACCAUCCGCGAGAAGCAGCUCCUGCCUGUCUACUCCCAGAUCGCUCUCCAGUUCGCUGACCUUCACGACCGUGCCGGCCGCAUGAAGGCCAAGGGCGUCAUCCGUGACCAGCUUGAGUGGACCAACUCUCGUCGCUACUUCUACUGGCGUCUGCGCCGACGUCUCAACGAGGAGUACCUCCUCCGCCGCAUGUCCUCCAGCGUCGUGGCUUCCAACGCCGGCUCUGAGACCGCCAAGCCUGAGGCUCGCCAGCGCAACAUGCAGCUCCUCGAGUCUUGGUCUGGUGUCAUCAACUUUGAGAACAACGACCGCGAGGUUUCUGAGUGGUACGAGGCCAACCGCAAGUCCAUCACGGACAGAAUUGAGGCCGUCAAGGCUGAUAACCUGGCUUCUGAGCUGAGCUCAAUCUUGCGAGCCAACAAGAACGCUGGUAUGCGUGGUGUUCGCGACGUUCUUCGCACCAUGCCCCCUGAGGAGCGUGACCAGCUCCUCAAGUACCUGCGCGAUUAA
Colletotrichum truncatum is the source of this 6840-nucleotide messenger RNA. Its product is annotated as acetyl-carboxylase. Gene Ontology annotation, biological process: fatty acid biosynthetic process. Gene Ontology annotation, cellular component: mitochondrion. The record is from RefSeq and is a predicted model, not a curated record. Gene Ontology annotation, molecular function: metal ion binding; acetyl-CoA carboxylase activity; ATP binding. Lineage: Eukaryota; Fungi; Ascomycota; Sordariomycetes; Glomerellales; Glomerellaceae.